Molecule: messenger RNA, 4839 nt
Organism: Triplophysa rosa
Lineage: Eukaryota; Metazoa; Chordata; Actinopteri; Cypriniformes; Nemacheilidae
Gene: aass
Product: aminoadipate-semialdehyde synthase
Exons: 25
Coding region: 290-3121 (943 amino acids)
Cellular component (GO): cytoplasm
Molecular function (GO): saccharopine dehydrogenase activity
Source: RefSeq, a predicted model, not a curated record
AAACCGGAUUGGUGGGAUUAAAACCCGGCUCAGAUUACUCCUCUGACGCCGGAAUGCAGAAACAAAUAAUUGUGCAGUGAUAUAUACCGCGUGGAUGGGUCUAGCCAGCACGUUUUAAUUUUGACCUAAACAGUCAAUCCCGUAGCGUUAGUCGUCUGUCAUUCAAAUUAGGCGACACCGCCACACGCACGAGCUGUGGGCCGAGUUUAGACCUUCAGUCCACGUUGAUGUCACGACUAUAGAUCCGACGAAACUCGUUCGUAAAUCUAAAAGUAAAGCCGGUUCAGUCAUGCUUCGUCUCGUGAGGAGCCAGGGUAGAGGGUUUAGAGGCUGCGUGCGCUGUCAGAAGAGAUCUCAUCAUCAUCAGAAUCACCACAGUGUCAUAGCCAUCAGACGUGAGGAUGUCAACGUGUGGGAGAGACGGGCGCCGCUGGCACCACGGCACGUGAGGGAGAUCACAGCCGCUGGGCACAAGGUGCUGGUGCAGCCCUCCAACAGACGGGCCAUCCACGACAGAUUCUAUGAAAAAGCAGGUGCUAUUGUCCAGGAGGACAUCUCAGAGGCGUCUCUCAUCGUUGGUGUGAAAAGACCGCCGGAAGAAAAGGUGUACCCCCGCAAAACCUACGCGUUCUUCUCGCACACCAUCAAAGCUCAGGAGGCAAACAUGGGACUUCUCGAUGACCUUCUAAAAAAGGAAGUGCGACUCAUUGAUUAUGAGAAAAUGGUGGAUCCCAACGGCUUCAGAAUUGUAGCGUUUGGACAGUGGGCUGGUGUUGCCGGAAUGAUUAACAUUUUACACGGUCUGGGCUUGCGUUUUCUUGCUCUUGGACAUCACACCCCAUUUAUGCACAUUGGCAUGGCACACAACUACAGAAACGUCAGUCAGGCCAUCCAGGCGGUGAGGGAUUGUGGGUAUGAAAUUUCCUUAGGCCUGAUGCCCAAGUCCAUAGGUCCUCUUACAUUUGUGUUUACUGGCACCGGCAAUGUGUCUAAGGGUGCCCAAGACAUUUUCAACGAACUCCCGUGUGAAUACGUAGAACCUCAUGAACUCAAAGAAGUCUCGGAGACUGGAGAUUUAGCCAAAGUAUACGGCACAGUGAUCAGCAGACAUCACCACCUGAUUAGAAAGAGCGAUGGACUCUAUGACCCCCUGGAGUAUGAAUACCAUCCUGAACUGUACACGUCACACUUCAGAAAGACUGUGGCCCCUUACACCACCUGUCUGAUAAAUGGAAUAUAUUGGGACCCUCACACACCCAGACUGCUGCGACGUCUGGACGCUCAGCGUUUGAUCAGACAAAAUACAUCAGCAUCAGCAUCACCUGAUCACGGAUGCCCCGCCCUUCCCCACAAGUUGUUGGCUAUCUGUGACAUCUCGGCAGACACGGGUGGCUCCAUAGAGUUCAUGACUGAGUGCACCACUAUUGAGAAACCCUUCUGCAUGUAUGACGCAGACCAACAUAUCGAUCAUGACAGAUUAUUUUCACAUGUAGUAUCACCAAGUGUUGAAGGAAAUGGCAUUCUGAUGUGUUCCAUUGAUAAUCUGCCCGCUCAGCUGCCGAUUGAAGCCACUGAGUAUUUCGGAGACCGGCUGUUUCCUUACAUCUGGGAGAUGCUCCCGUCAGACGCCACCACACCGCUGGAAGAAGCGGACUUCUCUCCACAAGUUAGAGACGCUGUUAUUACAUCCAACGGGAAGUUGACGCCUAAGUUUGAAUACAUUGAGAAACUCCGAGAGAAACGGGAAUCCGAGCAGAUCCUGAAGAAAGCGGGAAUGAAGCGAGUGCUUUUGCUGGGCUCGGGCUAUGUGUCUGGGCCAGUUAUCGAGUAUCUCACCAGGGAUGCUGGUACCCAGGUCACGGUGGCAUCCAAUUUUUUAAACCAGGCAGAAGAGAUGGCUGCCACAUAUCCUAACACCAUUGCUGUGAUGUUGGACAUCACCAGCCAGGAGGGCCACCUCGAGUCUCUGAUCAAAGACCAUGACAUUGUCAUCAGCAUGUUACCGUAUGCAUUUCAUCCACAAGUAGCCAAACACUGCAUUAAAAUGAAGGUGAACAUGGUGACGGCCAGUUACAUGAGCCCAGCCAUGAAAGAACUUCAGCACAGUGCCGAGGAAGCUGGCAUCACCAUCGUAAAUGAGAUGGGUCUGGACCCUGGCAUUGAUCACAUGUUGGCCAUGCAGUGCAUCGAUCAGGCCAAGGCAGACGGUUGCACUGUGGAGUCCUAUAGCUCUUUUUGUGGAGGUCUUCCUGCUCCAGAAUGCUCGGAUAACCCGCUGCGUUACAAGUUUAGCUGGAGUCCAUACGGCGUUCUGCUCAAUACAAUCAGUCCGGCCAUUUACCUGAGAGACGACCAGAUUGUUAGCGUUUCCCCUGGCGGAGCCCUCAUGGACGUCACAAAGCCGAUGGACUUCCUGCCCGGUUUCAAUCUGGAGGGAUUCCCCAACCGAGAUAGCACCAAGUACGCCGAGCCUUACGGCAUUGAGACGGCUCACACGCUUAUCCGGGGAACUCUGCGCUUCAAGGGUUUCUCUUCAGCGAUGAGCGGCUUUGUGAAAUUGGGGCUGAUCAACACCGAGCCGUGUCCACUGUUGGAUCACACAGCUUCUCCCGUUUCAUGGAAAGAGCUCUUGUGUAAGCAGAUUGGAUUGGCCAGCACAGUGAGCAGCAGUGCUUUUGAAGAGGCUGUUUAUGAGCGGAUAGACAAGGACGACUUCAGACUGCAGAGUCUCAGAUGGCUUGGAAUGCUCAGCGAGGAACCCGUUCCCCACGCCAACACCAUCCUAGCAGCCGUCGCGAAACACCUGGAGGCCAAACUCGCCUACGCUAAAGGUGAGCGAGAUAUGAUCAUCAUGAGGAACGAUGUAGGGAUUAGGCACCCUACGGGCGAGCUGGAGACCAAACACAUCAGCUUUGUGGUCUAUGGCGAGCCCAAUGGAUUCUCAGCCAUGGCCAAAACUGUGGGCUACCCAGCAGCGAUUGCAGCUCGUAUGGUCCUCAGUGGCGAACUGUCCACCAAAGGGCUUGUGGUGCCGAUGACGAAGAGCAUCUACAGUCCAGUACUGAAGAGACUGCAGGAGGAAGGUCUUCAGUAUGUCACCAAGAGCACCGUGUCAGAGUAACCCAACCCUGAUGCCUUCAAACACCAUAAGACACCAAACUCACUCAUUUUUGUGUAUAAUUAGCCGGUAACAUCUAUUACAACUUGAUCUGUAGUAGUGAAGCAUUAAAGGGAUGGUUCAAUGAUCUUUCAUCAUUUAUUCACCCUCAUGUCAUUACAAACCUGUCUGACUUUCUUUCUUCCAAACAACAUUGGCCCCCAUUGACUUCUAUUGUAUAGAGACAAAACCACCGAGACAUUUCUCAAAAUAUCUUCUUUUGUGUUCCACAGAAGAAAGAACCACAUAAAGGUUCUGAAUGACAUGAGGGUGGAUAAGUGAUGAAAGAAGUUUUAAUUUUUUGUAAUCUUGAUCUUUUACGUACGUUUAGGCAGGAAUAGUGGAGAUGUGUGUAGACUUGAAUACACUGAACAAGUGAAGAUUGUGGGCAUUUGUUAAAUGACAGUGUGUGUUCUUUUAAGUGUUGUUGUGGCGAACAGAGAGUAUUUUAUUAUCUGUAGCGGUGUACAUAAACUCCAACGAAGCACUUUUGUUGUUGUCUGGAUGUAGGGUUGCUUCUUGUUUAGUUUCUGCUUGUUGUCAAACAUGAACCUCUUUCACAGUCAGUGUUUUAUUGCUGUAACACUAAAAAGUAUUCAAAUCUUCAAAACAAGCAAUAUCAAAAAAUUGUUCAUCCUCAGUCAAGCAAAAUGAUUUUAAAGCAGCUGAAGAUGUCUCGAAUCUGUUUUUGUUUUUCCUCAUUAAAACAAACCUGCUGUAUUUUAUAACAACGCACCUUUUUAUGAAUAGCACAUUAUAAGAGAUCAUAUUAAAAUGGUUGCGCGUUCUCACCUUUUGUUUGCAUUGUUUUAUAGUCCUUCAAGAAAUGUUUGGUCGAUCUUGAUUUAACAACACAGACAAAAUGAAUGACCUGUUGACUGCCCAGUAAUGGUCAUAAAAUGAUCGCAUUGUUCUGUUGACUGGUCAGUAUAAAGUAGGCCACCAAGCCUAGGAUAAUUGGGUCUCGUAAUUAUUAGAAGUUAAAAAUGCAAAUGACGCUAACAACUGAAGACGACGUCUGGGCAUUGACCCAUAUAUUGUCUGCAAAUGAGCGUGACCUUUUGCUUUUAAGAUUAGGGAUUAGAAUUUGGGCAUAAUUACAAGCAAUUCUUCAAAAGGAUUAUUUCAUAAUUCUGUGUAGCUGUCAUCUUUGUCACCAAAACCUAAGCCACAGACUUACUGUAAUCAGUUUCUUGGAGAUGUUCCUCCAGGUUUAAGAGAGAGCUGAGCAAUGGCUUACAGCCCCAUAAGAAGCGACCCGGUCGGUCUCGCCGCGUUAAGCCAAGACGAAUUUGAGACGGGCCGUGUAAAAGUUAAUUGAAAAACAAAAGCCCUAUUUGGCAAAUGACUUUUGAAGAAAACCUCUCUUUGUAUUGCGUUCGUCGAUUUUCCUCGUGGGCCAGAUGGAGACGACGGAAUAAUUAUUACUCAAAGAUCGACCUCUCUGGUAGUUUGGGAAUCUGAGCUAAAGUCAAAAGAAACUCGCUGAAGAAUUAUCAGCCCACGUGAGCCAAGCGGAAGGCGUCUGGAGACUAAUCAACAUGAGUCUGUCCCAAGGGCGGAUGAAAAUCAGAGAAUAUUAUUGAAAUAAGAUUUAAAGACGGGUACAAAAAUAGUACGAUGUUAAUCAUUUAAAAAUGUGCGAAUAUAAUCCUUAACUAAGAAUCGACGAACAGAUAAAC